Lactuca saligna is the source of this 561-nucleotide messenger RNA. Lineage: Eukaryota; Viridiplantae; Streptophyta; Magnoliopsida; Asterales; Asteraceae. The record is from the annotation of a GenBank genome assembly.
AUGGAGAUCAAAAUAAUGGAUGCUAUUGCCAUCAAAGAAGAAAAAUGUAAAGUGUUGGAAACAAAGCUUCGCUACACUGAGAAGCAUGUCGAUGAUUUGCUAUCGGAGAAGGCUGUCACUAGAAGUUGUAUUUCCAACAUUAUUGGAUUGCUCUCUGAUAUCAUUGAGACUCGUGAUCCCAUGAUCUCCAUCAUUGUAAAGAAGCAUCUGGAUAAGAAGUUGUGCCCGGUGUUCGCUAUGUUACACCGUUUGGAAGGUGUUAUGAAACUAGUGGCAUUUUCGCAACAAGGGGAGAAGGUGGCUCCAAAGUUCAAUUGGAUGAACCCCCCAAAGCUCCAGCCAACCCUCCUAUCAUCAAGAAAGAACCCAAGUGUAAAGAAAAGUUAUUUUACGAUGAACCUAUUAUCGGUGAUGAAGGAGACGAAGAGCCUAAUGAAGUUGAGCUUAAUAGGCGGAAGGAUCGCUAGGCAGAGUUGGACGAAAAUGCUCGCAUUGUCAGAGAGGAAGAGGAAAAAGAAAAGGCUGAUAAAGAAUUUUAGGCCACACUCAAAAGCCAAAUGA